Erythranthe guttata (spotted monkey flower) is the source of this 617-nucleotide messenger RNA. RefSeq names its product hydrophobic protein RCI2B. Gene Ontology annotation, cellular component: membrane. The record is from RefSeq and is a predicted model, not a curated record. NCBI's taxonomy places the organism in Eukaryota, Viridiplantae, Streptophyta, Magnoliopsida, Lamiales, Phrymaceae.
UCUUCUUCCCAUUCACUUCUGCAGUUUCAUAAUCUUCUCUGUUGUUGAUAUUUUUAAGAGCCCUAUUUUAUUUAAUUAAUUAAUUAAAUUUAAUUUAAAUUCUAAUUUAUUUGUGAAAAAUGGGUAGUGCAACUUUUGUUGAUAUUAUUGUGGCAAUUCUUUUGCCUCCUCUUGGUGUUUUCCUCAAGUUUGGCUGUGAGGUUGAGUUCUGGAUAUGUUUGGUACUGACACUAUUCGGUUAUCUCCCUGGAAUCAUAUAUGCUAUCUACGCUAUCACCAAGUAGCCGGUCAUCUUCCAUUUUACCAUGGUGGAGAUAUGAAGGGCAAUAAAGUAUUUUCACAGUUUGGUGGACAGAACUGAUUGGUUUGGUAUUGCUGUUAGGUUGCCAGUCCUUUUCUUCUUUUGUUUUCUUUUGGUUAUCUAUUUGAAUUUCAUUUUAUUUUAUUUUAUAUUAUAAUCAUAAUAAUGUAAUGUAAUGUGUGGUUAUCUAUUUAUCGUAGUUUGUUUGUUUUGCUCCUUAUGUAUUAUUUCUUUAAGUAUUGUAAUUAUGACUUUCUUUUGAUGUAAAUGGUUUUUAUCAUUUAUUUUUAAAUUUUAUGGGCCCAAUUUGAUCUGA